Molecule: messenger RNA, 1993 nt
Organism: Triticum aestivum (bread wheat)
Lineage: Eukaryota; Viridiplantae; Streptophyta; Magnoliopsida; Poales; Poaceae
Exons: 3
Coding region: 334-1746 (470 amino acids)
Source: RefSeq, a predicted model, not a curated record
AGAGAAUCCUCGUCCUUCCCCUCCUCCCCUUCCCAGCCCUCCAAACCCUAGAAACCCGCGGCGCCACUCCGCUCGAGCCCCACCGUGCGAGGCGACAGGCGAGGCGGCGGGCGGAAUCCGCUUCAACACCGGGCCGGCGAGCCGCGGAAGCGGCGCGCGAGGGCGCUCGACCUCCACCCCCCCUCCGUCUCCCCGGCGCUCCCCGUGAUCUGCACACUCGGUCCGCCGGGUCGCACCAGCCACCGCAGGCUGCUCGGCUGCCCCAACUGCUGCCGCUGAAGAAGGCAGAGGCAGAAGCUACCUAAACCUGUUUUAAUCUGCUGAUCAGUGGCCAUGGCUGGAUCCAGCUGGAUGAUGCUCGACCGCUUUGUCUUCCACAGGGAUGACGAGGAAGAGGGCAGUCCCUUCCUAGACGAUUCCAAGGCGCCUUUGAGGGCAAGUUCGCGCACCUCUCUUUGCAACAAGUUUGACAUCCUCUUCCUCCCUGCCAAGCCCCCGGCCAUCUCCCGCUUCUACAUGCGGUGGCCUGAUGGUACAAAGUCGGAGAAUGCCAAGGGAACCGAGCUCGUGGCCGCCCACAGUGAUCUGGUUCUCUUCAGGCAAACUUCUUUUGGAAGAUUGGGCGAGGACGGUCUCUUACCGAUCAUACAAGACCACUUUAUCUGUGUAGCGUCGUGUGAGACUAAGCCGUCCCUGCAGCUCAGACGGCUCCCUGUCUGCAACAAGCCAAUGAUCUUCCCUUUUGGAGAGGAAGAGGACAAGGCAGUGGCUGAGCAGCGUCUGUUCUUCCCGCACACUGUAGGACUCAUCCGAGGCCAUGGCAAAAGCGUUGAAGCGGAAUUUGCAGUGGCGCAGCUGGCUAUGGUCAGCGAAAUACCUGGCACGCUCAAGAUGGAAGCAGAAGUUUGUGUGUUCCGCUCACUUGUAUCUGGUAAUGAUGGGGAUGGCAAAUGGGAUGUGAGGAAGAUACCAAUCGGCCAUAAGGAGGAUGAGCAUAAGGAGUUAUACUAUUGGUCAACUGAUGCUGUCAUCACAUUCAACUCUUACAUUUGUUGGAUCAACUAUUACAGAGGCGGUAUGCUAGCUUAUGAUGUACUUGAAGAAAAGCCCAAUAUCUUAUACCUCAGAUUGCCUAUUGUUGACCGUCCUAGAAGUUCAGCUCAAGGCAAAGCAUUCUAUGAGGUGAACCGCAGUGUGUGCCCCACGAUGGAGAUGAGCAAAAAGGGCAGAAAUAACUCUGUUCUCAAAUUCACUGAUGUUAUCCGCUCUGAUGGGGAGCCGUUUGGGCCACUUGGGAAAGGUUCUAGUUUCACCAUUCACUCCUAUACUUUGUCCUCCUUAGAUGGGUCAUGGGAUGAGCAUGUGGCCAUCACAUCUGAAGCGCUGUGGGCUUUAAACAGACGUAUAGGUCUGCCACGUGAUAUCCUGAUGUUCCCUCUUGUGAGCAUGCUGAAUUCCAACAUCGCAUACUUUUUGGUCUCAGAGUCUGCUGAAGAAGAAAACAGCAAGCUUUCUCUGGUCACAAUUCAGUUAAGUACCAAGAAAGUGCUCGCAGUUGAUCCAUAUAUUUCAAGAGAAGAAGGCAGCCCCAGUGGCCCAGAUGCUGACAUGAUUGAGGAAAAGUCUCAUCUCCUAAGGAGUUUCAUUUCCUCCAGGUUCCCCACGUACUUAACACAGGCACCGGCUGACGUGAUGAGGUUAGUGAGUAGACUUACGAUUGAAAUGGUGGAGGAAGAAGAUUUCUAGAUCAAGGGUCAAGUGAAGUGUGCGCCAGAGCGUCGUAAGGUCAGGCCUUCUGUAUGGAUGAGAUAGAAUCCCUGAGAAAUUGGAGCUGCUUGAUCCCAUCUUGUUCUGUCCAUCAAAGUUUGCGUCUCUGGUCUUGGGAGGACUUAGUUAACAAUUGGGCCUGUUUGCAUCUUCCUGCGUGUUAGCGAACAUUCUGCAAUCUGUGUUACUUUUAAUGGGAAAUUGCUAGAAAUUCACCGUCCCCUGA